AAAAUUUAUAAGACAUGAAUGUAGAUUGUUUUAAUCAGUACUAUAGUUGGCGCGCUUCACGAGAGUCGCGUUGCGAAUGUGCGACUGAUGAUUAAGAAUAGGUCCAUUGAAGGUAUGAGCUUCUAGAAAUCGCAACCUUAUGUCCCUUUGGGAUAUCCAAGGCUUUAAGGAUGGUGCAGGAUGAAGUAACCUGUUCCAUAUCUCAAGGGGGCUGAAAGAGAGAGCAAGUAAAAGAAAACACGAGAGGCAGAUUAGCCAAUAUUCAUGUAGGAAUGUUUAAGGUAUGAUUACUCAGUCUAAUUUUCUUUCAUUAAGGUAUUUGUUGAGAAAGAGCAUUUUAAUAGGUUAAAGAAAAUAAGCUUUAGCAAGGUGUGAGUGGACAUACAACUGACAAAUGGAGGCGAUUCGGAAAAGAGCUGAGAGUAUAAGAUUAUGUGUGAUUAUAAAAUAAAAUAUAGUGCUAGAAACAGUAUUGUGAUAUACAACUGGCUAUCUUCCUUUUAUUAUCGAAGCUAUUAGAGCCCCUUUCGUUUUUUUUAUUUAUUUUUUUUCAGGUUUUAUAGGGUCUUGAGUAGGCUUCGUAUAUUAGCGAAUUGUCUAGUUUGCUUGUAAUAGGAUUUUUUGAGUAGGAAGUGAAACCAAUUCAACGUUCGUAACACGAUUUAAAGAGGUAUUUUGCGUGAUAAAUCAGCUUCAAUACCUUAAGUCCGUGACAUCCCACUAAACCAUAAGGAGCCGUAAUUAAACAAAAUGUUCUGCCCUACAGACAUAAGUGGAUUGAAGUUAUCUCCCCACCUUCAUGUUUGCUGGUCAGUAACGCCACCCUCCCUCCUUUUGUGAUGUUAGGCUCUCUUACGUUUGUGGUAAGUAUGAUUAAUGCUUUAAUCAAAGCACAUAGUUGGAAUACACUGUCUCUACUAGAUCCAUGUUACAAGCAAAUCAGAUAUUUAAAAAUUCUGUUUUAUGGGUUAGAUGUCCAUAUAGUAUAUCACACUGCUAUGAAAAUAACUAAUGGUUUAAAGAAGUAAGGAUUAAUAGUAAAUCUUCUCAGUUCUCGGACCAAGAGUUAGCAUUGCCUGGGAUGACUUUGUUCCGCAACGACAGAAAAACAGGAAUUGGGGGCGGAGUAGCCAUAUACAUAAGCUCUUGCUUGGAGGUGCACCAGGUUCACAACCUCGAGUUUAACAAUCUUGAGGAAUCCAUAUGUUGCUCUGUAAGAUUGUCUAGUACUUCCAGGUGUCUAGUCGGAGUCAUUUGCUGGAAGCCAACUGCCGACACCGAGUACGAUAGUCGUAUGCUGGAAGGACUAUCCCACUCUAUCCGUCUCGGUUUCACACACAUCUUGAUUCUAGGGGACUUUAAUCUCCCUAGAAUCAACUUCGCGGAACACGUACACUGGAGGCGACAACUCAACUGAAGCUCGGUUCUUCAACCUCACCGAUAACUUGGGCUUCUAUGAAAAUAUGAGGUCGGCAACUCGUUGGAGAAACAGUCAGACACCAUCGCGCUUAGACUGUGUAUUCACUAACGAAGAAUUCCUAGUUGACAACCUCUCAAUCCUGGCUCCUCUGGGAAAGAGCGAUCACGCCGUCAUAGCCUUCAGUUUUGUCAUCAAAACUAAGCUAAGGUAUCCCAACAAUAAUUUGCGUUGGAAUUUUAAACGGUUGAAUGUGCCAGCUCUACAUGACUAUCUACAACAGGUGGUUUGGGAUGUUCACCCUCAACUCGAUGUGGAUGGUCAUUGGGACUUCUUACUGCACACGCUCUUAUGUGCUACAGACCAUUCAGUUCCUAAAAGGGUUCCCAAAAGCUUCAAGCCACCUACAGUAAUCAAGAACCGUACCCUUCGCCUCCUAAGCCGCAAACGGCACUGUUGGGCGGAAUACAAACAAACUAAUAACGAUGGAGCGUAUAGGCAAUACAAACAUAUCAGGAACACAUGCACGAAGGCUAUAAGAGAAGACAGGCUUCAGUACCAAACAAAGCUUAUGGACAAAUUCGCCUCUAACCCUAGAAGCCUAUUCCGUUAUGCAGCCUCUCUUCGUCAAGCCAAAACAGGAGUUUCUCAAUUGCUAGGUCUUAACGGCCCAACCAACAACGAUGGCGACGCCGCUAACCUUCUGGCGGCCCAUUACUCUCAAACAUUUCAACCGGCUGACAUCAACUUUAUUGACGACAGUUUCAUCUCCAACUCCACAGGACUUUCUGAAGUGGACCGUAGCGCUGACUUGGUGUUCCGGAAAUUGCAGCACUUAAGACUUGACACUUCUCCUGGCCCGGAUAUUGUUCAUCCUGCCAUACUGAGGGAGGCAGCCUCAAUCCUGGCAACGCCGCUUAGCGUGAUGUUUUCACACUCGCUAGGCCGAGGCAAAUUACCGGAAAACUGGAAGUUGGCUCACAUCACACCAAUUUUCAAAGGUGCUCGACGCAAUGAACCUUCAAGUUAUCGGCCGGUGGCUCUUCUGUCAUUACCUUCAAAACCCAUGGACUCCCUGAUAUGCGACGGUUUAAGUGACUAUCUACUGUCCUUAAAUUUCUUCUCACCCCAACAGCAUGGUUUCAGGAAGGGUUACUCUUGUAUAACCAACCUGCUGACUGCGGUGGACAAAUGGACAAGCAUCCUCGAUUGCAAGGGAAAGGUUGACGUCAUUUACCUUGAUUUCUCAAAAGCUUUUGAUAAGGUUAACCACUUGUGUCUUAUCAACAAGCUCAAACGACUAGGUAUCAAACCACCUCUUAUCGUUUGGCUUACUUCAUACCUAAAAAUCGACACUUUAAGGUUAGGGUUAAUUUCACUUUAUCUCAGGCUGUGGAAUGUCCUAGUGGGGUCCCCCAGGGCUCAGUACUAGGGCCUCUUCUCUUCUUGAUUUACACAAAUGAUCUUCCUCAACAGGUAACGUCAGACUUAUUACUUUUUGCCGACGACGUGAAACUUUGAGAGAGAUACGCAACCAAGAAGAUACACAGGCACUUCAGGAGGAUCUGACGCGACUUCAAAGUUGGGCAGACGAUAACUGACUUACCUUUAACACUUCAAAGUGUAAAGUAGUCCAUCUGCGACAUGUCGCAAACUACAGUUACAACUUAGGAAACUCCUCUCUAGUAGUAUCCCAAGUCGAAAAAGAUUUAGGAGUCCUGGUGCCCCAUGACUUAAAGUCUUACGCUAACUGUGACAAAAAUGCCUUCCGAGCAAACCUUGCACUUGUAACGUUGAGGCGCAUUUUUCGACAGUUUGACGGACGAACUUUCCAUACAAUCUUCAAUAGUUUCAUUAGUCCCCAUUUAGAGUACGGAAACAUAGUACUCCCCCCUCACUCCAAAAGGACAAGGUCACUUUGGAGCGUAUCCAACGGCGAGCCACGAAAUCAGUCCGAGGAAUCAAAUCUAAGCCUUACAAAGAACGCCUCCGUUCACUAGACCUUUACCCACUAGAAUAUAGGCGUCUUAGAGGUGAUUUACUAAUGGCUUAUAGUAUUGUUAACACUUCUGGACAUCCUCUUAAACACCUACUUAAGCUUAGUUCGAAUAAUAACCUAAGGGGUAACACCCAGAAACUGGAAACACAACAUAGCAAGACGGACUGUAGGCACAACUUCUACUCCUUAAGAGUUGUCAAAAGCUGGAAUUCGCUGCCGGCCGAGCUAGUCCAAGCGACUUCUCAGGAGUCCUUCAAGAGGCAACUUGACCUAUUCUUAAGGACCAGGGACAGCAUCACAUUAUGAUUUACCAAUUUCUUUUCUUUUUUUAUUGUUAACAUACCUAGGUUCCUGCCUGGAGGAUUUGGUGAUCCCCUGCUACUAGACACGGAAGCCUGUUAAGCGAAAGCUUCUUCUAUUCCGUCCACAACCAUUUGAACCAUUUGAAUAACUAUGACACUAAGCAAUUGCUUAGUUUAGUGUUCUUGGUUGUCGUAUAAUUCAGUUUAGUUGAAAGAAUUAUGAUAUACUUAAGUAUAGUGCUUGAAGCCUGUAACGAAACAGAUCAGUUUAGUAAGUAGAGUUGCCUGUUUCUAAUGUGCAUACGGAUUCAGAUCAGUCUGAUUAAAAAUAGGAAAAAACGUGCCUUUGAUGCUGUUGCUGUCAUACAUUAUAAGAUAGCGAUAAGUAUGUUUGGUGUUUAUUUCUAAACUGUACAUCUAUCACUGACCAUAUUUCAUGAUCACUGUCAUUAAACAAUUUCCCCAGCAAUAACAUCGGUAGCAAGAUAGCUAAGUGUCUGAGCUUUUAGUUGCCCGCAAAACAGCAGUAUACAGUCUUAGAAGAUGUUCUGUGUCUCAAUUAAAUGCAGCUGGCUGUGGACAAAUGUUAAAAAUCUUUUUGACAACUGGGACUUUUAGUUUAUCAUACACUUACUCUGCUUGUAUGUUUUCCUGUUAAACUAGACGCAGAUGCAUGGGAAUACUUAAAUGGGAGCAAAAUAAUAAAAGCAUUGCAAUACGGUACUAAGCCCAUGUUAUGCUUUGCGCAAGUAAUAGUAGCUGACUUUAUCUAAUAUUCAUGAACUCAAGGUAAAUCACAACUGCAUAAAUUCUUUGCUAAAAAACAUGUGAUUUGGUUAUUUAUAUAUUCCACAUUUCUGACUAAAUUCAUCACCAUUUUUUUCAUUUAGAAUGCAACAGGAGUGAGUCUUCACAGAUCAUAAAAACUGUUUUGCCCUUGGAACUAUGGGCCUAUGGAACUGUUUACGGGAGAUCCAACGAACAGCAGAUUAUAAAAGGAUGCUGGACGUCCAUUUUAGUCUCACAACCACUUCCAGUAUUUUUUGACUUCUUUUACUCUUUCGUUUAGAAAAAACAACAAAAACUGCAGCUUAACAUUACCAAUACAACUUUUAAACGGGAACUUGGUUUAAACCUUUGUUUGAUAUUCGAUUCUUAAUGAAAGUUCUUGAAUAUAUUUCUGAAUCUAAUGCUACUUUGUUUUAUCUACUUAAUCGUUGCAAGAAACUUGUGAUAAGCGAGCCUCUUAGCACCUUGUUCAUAUGUUCAAAUGGUUGUGGACUGAAUAGAAGCUUUCGCUUAACAGGCUUCCGUGUCUAGUAUCAGGGGAUCACCAAUACCUCAAGGUAGAAAACUAGGUAUGUUAACAAUAAAAGAGAAGAAAUUGGUAAAUCAUAGUAUGAUACUAUACUUAGUCCUUAA
Molecule: messenger RNA, 5140 nt
Organism: Schistosoma haematobium
Lineage: Eukaryota; Metazoa; Platyhelminthes; Trematoda; Strigeidida; Schistosomatidae
Exons: 1
Coding region: 1464-2849 (461 amino acids)
Source: RefSeq, a predicted model, not a curated record